ACGACUUGUGUUUGUUUGAGUUCAGCAGGUUCGGCUCGGCUGUCAUGUGCGGGCGCCGGGCAGGUUUCGUCGCUGUCGUUGUCACUUGGUUGUUGUUUGGAGAUCCUUGAGACGCUACGCGUUUGCGUUUUACAUUUUUGAGAAUAAAAUUGAAGGAAUUGAUACAGAUGGCGACGUACCCGUGCCUCAUUUGCCCUCUAGGGUUUUUCAACCAUCUGGAGGCCCAAUUACAUAUGCGGACGCACCUUAACGCAAACCCCUUCCGUUGCAUGAGAUGUGGUGAUCGGUUUGGCACGGCGUCUGAACUGUGUAUCCACGAUAAGCUCAACCACAAACAUCAAGACCAAAAGGAGGCAGAUCAAGUUAUUGCCCGGAACAGGUGUCCGUCGGCACCCCCUGACUACGUUCCUCUGGACGAUGAUGGAUCGCAACCUCAAGCUCGACGAGGGCGGAGGAAACAGCAACUCUCUGGUGAUCAAGAUGAGCCAGCUCGAGGACGGGCUCCGAAGAGGGCUGCUGCAGCGCGGUCGUCGCAGAGGGGUUCUCCGCGCCCUAAGCGUGCACGUCGCGGGGCUUCGCCCGCUAGGCCCCAGCGUGAGGUGUCUGCAAGACCACGUCCAGAGGUUCGGAGAAAGGCGGGGGCGGGACGAACCUCCAGGACCUCCACCACCACCACAGGCGCAGAGAAGCCGCCCGUGAAGAGGCGAGGACGUUCUAGCCUCAAGGACGUCGCCGACCUCUCCGUGGACUCGGGGCUCGGCGAGACUCCCAGUGUCAAGCGCUGGUCUGCCCCGUCGCGACUGGCAUCGCUGCGGACGCCUACUACGAGAAAGUCUACCCCGACAAAGACUACUCCGCGAAAGACUGCUCCGCGAGAGUCUACUCCUCGAAAGUCUACUCCGCGCCGGUCUACUCCUCGAAAGUCUACUCCGCGCAGGUAUACUCCUCGAAAGUCUACUCCUCGAAAGUCUACUCCGCGUAAGUCUAUUCCGCGAAAGACUUCUGCUCGUAAGGGCACUCCGCCGAAGAGGAAGGCCUCGCCGCAAAAGACAGGGGUGCAGGCGGGCCAAGCAGCAGGCGCGGCUCCCCCCAGAAAACGAGGAAGACCACGAAAGGCAUCUCCGAGAAAGGCUGCGCCACAGAAAGCUUCGCAGGGCACUUCAACCACCGCAAAGAACACCACUGGUCAGAAGGCCUCGCCGAAGAGGGCGACCCCGCGGAGGGCGACGUUGCGAAGUUCGACAGGCGCUACUUCCAUCUCGUCUCCCUCAUCCACUCCAAGAAAGACUGCGCCGAGAAGGUCUUACUCCAGGAAGUCCACGACGCCGAUCCAGGAGCAGGGAGCGGGAGCGCCCUUGCCGAAGAAAAGGGGACGACCAAGGCGGGAACCCGCUGUCGACCAGGCUACUAUCCCGCCGAAGAAGCGGGGGCGACCACGACGGCAACCUGGCGACCAGCCGCCUGCUGCCGGGGCCGGCCAGAGCCCUGGCCCGGAGGUUGAUCGAAAGAAGCCCGUCCCGGUCUACGAGCUGCUGGACCGUCUAACAGCGUCCCUGGACAGCACCAGCCCUGGUGAACUGUUUAAAUCGCCAGAGAAACCAAAGAAAAACAGGAAAUUUAAGGAAGCGCCGCCUCCACCCCGGCGCUGUGAAAGUGCAUGUUCUUUAGGGCGUCCUUUCGCAUGUAAUGUGUGUGGAAGGCGGUUUUCUCAGGAAAUGUCACUGCUCUAUCAUAAUGUUUACCAUUCGUAGUGUCCUAAUUAAUUUGCCAAGUUAUGUGAUUUCUAAAGUGUACGAGACUGUACUAUAAUCGUGCCAUUUUUGUUUUAUUUUUUAUUACUUUUCAUGACCAAGGUACCUGUAUGUAAUUGACAUAGUACUGUGAUUAAAGCCUAACAUAUUUUA
Molecule: messenger RNA, 1904 nt
Organism: Frankliniella occidentalis (western flower thrips)
Lineage: Eukaryota; Metazoa; Arthropoda; Insecta; Thysanoptera; Thripidae
Product: serine/arginine repetitive matrix protein 1-like
Exons: 3
Coding region: 168-1751 (527 amino acids)
Biological process (GO): regulation of transcription by RNA polymerase II
Cellular component (GO): nucleus
Molecular function (GO): RNA polymerase II cis-regulatory region sequence-specific DNA binding; DNA-binding transcription activator activity, RNA polymerase II-specific
Source: RefSeq, a predicted model, not a curated record